Molecule: messenger RNA, 1661 nt
Organism: Panicum hallii
Lineage: Eukaryota; Viridiplantae; Streptophyta; Magnoliopsida; Poales; Poaceae
Product: homeobox-leucine zipper protein HOX19-like
Exons: 3
Coding region: 292-1134 (280 amino acids)
Biological process (GO): regulation of DNA-templated transcription
Molecular function (GO): DNA-binding transcription factor activity, RNA polymerase II-specific; sequence-specific DNA binding
Source: RefSeq, a predicted model, not a curated record
GUGCGCGUGCGUCCGGGCUUGUCCCUUGCCGGCUCCGCUCCUCCUCAAAUAUUCUCGCCCGCCUCCUCAUUCCUCCCCAACCAUCUCAUUCCUUCCUUCCUUCCCCCACCUUCUUCCUAGCUCCUUGCUCCGCCCGCGCGCCGCUUGCGCCUUGCAAGGAACACCCAGCGCCCAGCUCUGGGCUUUGUUUGGCUGCGUGCCGCCAGAGGGAGACCCGGCGGUUGCUUACUAACUGAAGUGGCUAGCUAGCGACGCGCUCUAGCUUCUGGCCCUGCCUGCGGCGUGCACGCCAUGGCUCAGGAGGACGUCCACCUGGACGACGCCGGGCUGGCGCUGGGCCUGUCCCUCGGCGGCGGCGGAGCCUCUGAUGCGGCGCGGCGGCAGGGCACCGGCAGCCGGUUGGGCAGGGAGGCGGCGCGGCUCCCGCCGUCGCCGCGCGCGCUGGAGCCGUCGCUGACGCUGAGCAUGCCGGACGAGGCGACCGCGACGGGGUCCGGCGGCGGGGGCGGCGCGGCCGCGCACAGCGUGUCGUCCCUGUCGGUGGCGGGCGUGAAGAGGGAGCGCGUGGAGGAGGCCGACGGCGAGCGCGCGUCGUCGACGGCGCGGGGCGAGGACGACGACGACGGGAGCACGCGCAAGAAGCUGAGGCUGACCAAGGAGCAGUCCGCGCUCCUGGAGGACCGCUUCAAGGAGCACAGCACCCUCAACCCGAAGCAGAAAGUCGCGCUGGCGAAGCAACUGAACCUGAGGCCACGGCAGGUCGAGGUGUGGUUCCAGAACAGGCGAGCAAGUCGCGCGCGCAGGACGAAGCUGAAGCAGACGGAGGUGGACUGCGAGUUCCUCAAGCGCUGCUGCGAGUCGCUCACCGAGGAGAACCGCCGCCUGCAGCGGGAGCUGCAGGAGCUCCGCGCGCUCAAGUUCGCCGCCCCGCCGGGAGCGCCGCCGCCGCCCGCCGCCACCGCGCCGGCGCCGGCGCCGUUCUACAUGCAGCUGCCGGCCGCCACGCUGACGCUCUGCCCGUCCUGCGAGCGCCUGAGCGGGCCCGCCGCCGCGGCCAAGGCCGACCCCGACCGGCCCAAGGCGGCCCCGGCGCACCACUUCUUCAACCCCUUCACCCACUCCGCCGCCUGCUGAUCAUCUGCACGCGCGCGCAUGCAUGGUGACCACCAGUAGCAGCAGCACAGAGCACCCCACCGGCCGCCACUGCAGCUACUAGCUAAUACCACCACGUCCACGCCAUCAUCCACCUCACGUACGCCACAAGUAACAUGAUGAUCGAUCGAUCGGUCCUCCCCUCUAGCUAUUUUCUUGAUCCGGGGGGGAUUAAGCUAGUUGUUCCCAUCAGCUAAUCCAACCAAUCAUAGAUAGGCUUUGAUAUAUAGGGGUAGUCAAAAUAGCCGUAGCUUCCUAGCAUCCCUUGAUCCAUCCGUCCAUGUAUAUUUUUGUGCAUGCAUGCUGUAAUUCCGCCCCUCUCGGUCUGCCUGCUCCCUUUUCCACAGGAGCACGCAGCAUCUUCUUGGGUUUUUCUUUCAUUCACAGGUUGUACGUGUUGAUCUGUCAUCGAUCAGAGGGCGAGUACGUAAUUGAGUCGCAGUACUAGUACUGUUGUUAUUACUGUAGAAAUCGGCCAUUACAUUGAGAUGCUUCUAGUCGAUCUCCUA